Molecule: messenger RNA, 2721 nt
Organism: Maudiozyma barnettii
Lineage: Eukaryota; Fungi; Ascomycota; Saccharomycetes; Saccharomycetales; Saccharomycetaceae
Gene: SPC105
Product: Spc105p
Exons: 1
Coding region: 1-2721 (906 amino acids)
Biological process (GO): mitotic spindle assembly checkpoint signaling; mitotic sister chromatid biorientation; protein localization to kinetochore
Source: RefSeq, a predicted model, not a curated record
AUGACAAUGAACGAUCAGGAUGAUUCUCAGAUGGAUCUAACGCUGGAGAAUGAUGUAUCGAAAGGAAUGAGAAGCAUACUGAAAAUGAGCUUUAGUCAACCUACUUUACCUGCCAGUACGAGUACAAGGACCCAUGAUCAAACAGAACCAAUACUACAAUCUUUCUCACAACCAGAACUGCUAUCUCAUUCCAACAACACAACAUCAAAAUUGAGUGUUACUAGACCUCAGUCAGGAAAAAUAAACCGUAGGGUUUCCUUUGCGCCCGAUGUGACUUUACAUAGGUUUGAAUCUGUUCCGCAACGAGCUUUAAAUAAGAAUGAUCCUCUUACAAAUGAUACAUCAAUAAUGGAUUUCACACAACCGACUCCUAUUUAUGAAUUUAACAAAGAUACGAAGUCCUCAAAUGACAUGGAUGAAUCGUUAGAUAUGACGGAGAUACAAAUUAAAAACAAUACGAAUAACGAAGAUGAAGAGUCAGUGGAACUUACAGAGAGACAGGAGCAACUAACACCGAUCAUGAUUGCAGUGGAUUCUGCUAAAAGUUACAUCCCUCAGAUGGAUCUUCGUAAGGGAAAUAUUUUACCAAACAACGAAUCUGAAGAUGACAACGCCAACGAUGAGGAACCCAUGGAAUUGACAGAGGUGGUCAAUUUUAAUGAUAAUGUUGAUUUAAGUCAAAUAGAUAAAUCAACAACCAAUGAAGAAAGUAUAACAGGUUAUAAGAGUAUUCAAGGAUCUAAGCUAAUGGAUUUUACACAAAUUUCAUCUGAAUCUCUCAACAAAAUUACAGAUUCGCAAUCUAUGGAUUUUACUCAGAUAUACAAUCCACAGAAUAGUAAGAAAACAGACAACGUUGAAUCACAACCAAUGGAACUAACACAAGUUAUUCAUAGCAGUUCCAAACAAAAUGAAACAAAAACUAGUAAAAAAUACCCAUUAUCAACUCUUCCAAAGUUGCUCGCCACUUCGGGAGAUGAUUCAAAGUCCUCAAAGGACAUUGCCCCUCAACCUAAUCAUACUGGAACAUCGUUAAAUUCUACUCUGUCUAGUGAUACUGACUCCAACAGAAAUAUUGUAAAGGAAAAGGACACUGCUCAAUCUAACUUAGAAUCGAAAAUUCCUCCUCCAAGUAGUAUACCAAGGAUAAUUAGGAAAAGAAAAAAUUUAGAAGAUCCAAUUACACCUGUAGUUAAUAUUCAAGAAGAACUGACCAACAAAAAACCAAACACGGCGAACACUGAAUCAAAUAUCGAAGAAAUGGAAAAAAUGUCACCCAUAAAGAUAACUCAACUUAAUGAAUCUGAUAAAGAAAAUCUGAAUCAAAAGUCUGAUUAUUCUCUAAAAACGUUUAUUAAAGAUACUGAUGUAGGAUUUUUGACAGAUAUAAAUAUUCUUAAACAGGAUGUAAAAGCUAUCCCAUUCCCCAUAAUUACACAAACAGAAGAUUCAGUUUUUAAAGCUCAAAGCUUAUGCAAUGCUUUAUACAAUGAUAUACCAAUGGUCCAGAUGAACACAUUUAUUAUAAAAGAGUUACUCUCAAUUGGUUCUCAAUCAUCAAUAUCUUUCGAAAAUCUUGAUCAACAAAUUAAAAAUUCUUCUAAUCCUCCUUUACUAUUGCAGGAUUAUUUUAAUUCUGAUGAUAGGACCAAAGAAACAAUGAAAGAACAACUUCAAUUGAUCAAAUACUUUGCAAAAUUGAACGCUAAAAAGUCGUUCAGUGAAUGGUAUCUAUCACAGUUGAAAAAUUUGAAAAACGUGCUUCUCGAAAAUGAAACACUGUUAGAACAAGAAUAUCAAAAGAUUAGAAGUACACUUGAAGAUAUCAAAUUGAUUCAUUCAAAUGUAGGUAAUAUUAAGAAUUUAUUAAAGGCAGAAUUACAAGCUAUCAAAACUUCUUCGACAAAAGAACAAGGUGAUGAUUUUAAUUUAUCUCAAAAAAUCCAUUUAACUUGGCUGAAGCAAGAACUUCAACGAAAUAAGUUAUCAAUUGAACAGUAUCCAAAAUUGUGUGACCAGGAAGAAAAAUUAGCUAGCGCAAUAGUAGUAAAUCAAACCAAACUAAGAAAUUUGAAAGAUGACAUUAUGUCAAAGGUGGACCAUGGUAUAGAUAAUAUAGAGAUCAUCCCACAACUCAAUGGGUCACAAAAUAUGUUACAUAUAUUAGAGAGUUUAACAGGUAUAGAUGUUUUGGAGUUCAAGAAUUCUAUAUUAUCAUUGAAAUUACAGGAUAUAUCCAAUUCAAUAAUACAUGUGAACUUAGAUUUGGAAGAUGAAAACAUCAUCACUGUUGAUUCGGAACUUAAGUCCAAUAAAUUACUCCCAUUCAUUAUUGAUCUUUUAUCAACUGAAGGUAAAGCUACCAAUAACGUCAAAACUCUUGAUAACAUCUGUCACCUAAUAAACAACAUAAGAAACAUGACAAAAGUGUUUAAAGAAUUCGAAUUCCUUGACACAUUAUUCCUUACCAAAAUUACCAAUGACAGUGCGAUUCAAUUUUUUGAUUACAAUACUUCAUUAAAUGAAGAAAUUAUAUUCGAAAUAGAUAUAAGCGCGUUUGUGCAAGUCGUGAUGACCAAUAAUAACAAAGUGACACUGACGGCACAAACAGUCAAUGGAGAGACACUGGAAACAUCGGAUAUUAUGUCACGUCUUACUUCCAAAACUCAGAAAAUAUUGCCUUGGUUUAAUGAAGACCGCAUAAAAAUCAUUUUAAAAUAA